AUGGCCGUGCCGGGGCCUGCUGGCGGCGUGGCGAUGGCAGAGGUGCCCGAGGAGGAGCGGCGCUUCCUGCAGCAGCACCCGCUCCUCAGCGUCGUGGAGCCGGGCAAGGUGAGAUGCAGGCUGACAGGCCACGAGAUGCCGUGCCGGCUGUCGGAGCUGCAGGCUUACACCAAUGGCAAGAAGUAUCAGCGGCUGAUAAAGACAGACAGAGAGUUUGACUAUGGCAAGUUCGAGCCCCAUAUAGUGCCCAGCACAAAGAAUCUACACCAGCUGUUCUGCAAGCUCACUCUCAGGCACAUCAACAAGUUCCCAGAGGAAGUGCUGCGCCAUGUCCAAGGGAAGCGCUACCAGAAGGCCCUAAGAACAUAUGAGCAGUGCCAGAAGGAUGGGCUGGAGUUCGUCCCUGCCUGCUUGCGACAGCGGAAGCAGCGCAGGCAGCGCCCUGAGGAGCAGAUGAAUGGAAGCAAGAAGCCUUCUGGAAAACAGGAAUUCUGGGAGCCAGAGUCCAGCAGUGAGGAUGGAGAGGAGACAGAUGACAGCAUGAGUGACUUGUACCCAGCUGCACUUUUCCCAGAAAAAAGCCCAGCAGCUCCAGAGGCCACCAAGGGCAGUGAAGACUUCCCAAUGGACAGCGAGGAGGAUGGAGCCAGGCAGAACGGUGCCAGGAACGGAGGGGACAGUGGCAGGACAGGUGCCAGCAAAAGGGGAAAGAAGCAGUCAGGCCCUUUAAAGAAGAAAUUCAAGAGUCACCAUCAAAAACCCCAGAACUUCAAGAAAACAAUCAAUGGCAAAUAAACUUUAUGAGAAAUGAGGG
Molecule: messenger RNA, 814 nt
Organism: Dryobates pubescens (Downy woodpecker)
Lineage: Eukaryota; Metazoa; Chordata; Aves; Piciformes; Picidae
Gene: SURF2
Product: surfeit 2
Exons: 6
Coding region: 1-795 (264 amino acids)
Source: RefSeq, a predicted model, not a curated record